This is a messenger RNA of Humulus lupulus (European hop), 2480 nucleotides long. RefSeq lists its product as uncharacterized. NCBI's taxonomy places the organism in Eukaryota, Viridiplantae, Streptophyta, Magnoliopsida, Rosales, Cannabaceae. The record is from RefSeq and is a predicted model, not a curated record. The coding region runs from base 22 to 2367 and encodes 781 amino acids. The transcript is spliced from 9 exons. Gene Ontology annotation, molecular function: protein binding.
UUCUUCUCAACCUAAGAUAUUAUGGAACUACCAGCUGAUCAAGAAAUCAUCACCACUACUAUGGAGGUUUCAGCUAUGGUGGCCAAAGACAAAGAAGAUAAAUCAGCAGCAGCUGAUGAUGAUAAAAUAAAUGACAAACUAUUCGAAGAUGUGAUGAAGAACAACUGGAAAGAUGUGAUCGAGACAUACAACAAAAGCUCUCAAGCUCAAAUGGCCAAGCUGACCAAGUCUGGAGACACUGCUCUACACAUAGCUGUUUCGAACGAAAAGACUGAGAUCGCUUUGAAACUGGUGGAGGCCAUCAAAGAAUCGGCUGUGCUAAUGAAACUGGCCAACGGCAAAGGCAACAGUCCUUUGCAUUUGGCUGCCAUGCUCGGAAACUUGGAGGUUUGUAAGAGUUUAACAUCGAAAAAUAAAUGUCCUCUUUUAACUGUUAGGAACAAGAGUGGAGAGACUCCAAUCUUUUUGGCAGUUCUUCAUGGAAAACGAAGUGUGUUCUUUUAUUACCUAAACUCUAAGAUUAAUGAGGAAUUUUUAAGAAGGAAAAAUGGGGAUAACAUUCUUCAUGUUGCCAUUUCUGGUGAAUAUUUUGAUAUGGCAAUGGCGAUAAUUGAAAAUUACAAAACCCUAAUUAACUUUGUUAAUGAGGAUGGUCUUUCUCCAUUGCAUGUUUUGGCCAAUAAGCCAAAUGCAUUCAAAAGCAGCACUUGCCUUGGACUGUUCGACCGGAUAAUAUACUACUGUUUGGUAGUUAUGGAAUAUGAUGAUGGGAACAUGUCCAAAGAAAAAGUGAAGAUAGAUAAAAGAGCUAAGCAUCACAGUGAAGAGAAUAACAAUGGCGACCAAAGUUAUCCUGAAAACUAUAGAACGUGCAUGGACUUUGUAAACAUUAUGCGCAGAAUUUUCAAUGCAGUAACUGCCAAUGAGAAAAAAGAUGAGGACAAGAAAGAUGAAGAAAAUCCUGAAGAGAACAGCAUAAGCUGUGAACAAGCCACAGGAAAAGGAAAAGAGGAAAAUGAUAGAAAAGCUGGGGAAAAUAGUUCCAAUAGUCAAAAGAGUCCACAAGCACAAGGUGAUGAGAAAGAAAGAAGACAAAGAAGUAUACACAAACAUUUCUUUCCUCCCAAUUAUGAUACAAUUUUACUGUUAUUUAAGCUUGCGAUGAAAUUGCUUCUCAUUGUUCUCGGACUGGGGAUUUGGAGGAUAAAUGAAGUCCAAAGAAAGAAAGAGCUACACGUAAGAGCUAAGCUUGUGAUGGAAAAAUUGGUUGAAAAUAGCAUAGCCUACAAGCACUAUGGCAACACCGGAUCAAAUCCCGGACAAGACAACACUGCACUUGAUCUUAACACAGUCAUGGGUCAAGAUUCCACAGAAGAUAAUAAAAAUGUACCUAGGCGUAAGAAAGGGAGAGGUGGUAAGAACAAAAAGAAGAAAGAUCUUACGGCACUACUGACUGCUGCUAAGACCGGAGCAACUGAGAUGGUAGAGAAGAUCUUGGAUAAGUUUCCAGUGGCUAUUCAAGAUGUGGAUUCUGAACAAAAGAACAUUCUUCUUUUGGCCAUUGAGAGUAGACAACCUCAAGUUUACAAACUCCUUUUGAAAAGGCCAAGCAUCCACAAAGAAAGUGUGUUUCGCCACAUCGAUCAUCUCGGGAAUAGCGCACUUCACUUGGCUGCCACGCAAUGUGGGCAGUAUCGCCCUUGGCUUAUUCCAGGUAGUGCUCUCCAAAUGCAAUGGGAAAUUAAGUGGUUUGAGUUUGUGAAGAACAGCAUGCCACCAAACUUUUUUCCUCACUACAACAAGAAAAACCAGACCCCAAAUGAAGUAUUUGUCACCACACACAAAGACCUCAUCAAAGAUGGCAGUGAGUGGCUGACCAAAACCUCCGAGUCCUGCUCGGUCGUUGCGGCUCUUGUGGCCACAGUGGCAUUCGCAACGUCUGCGACUGUCCCUGGUGGAAUCAACGAGGAAAAGGGGGUUCCGAAUCUCGAAAGCCAGCCGGCUUUCAACGCCUUUGCCCUCACGUCAUUGGCCGCUCUUUGCUUCUCGGUGACCGCGCUCGUGUUCUUCCUUUCGAUACUCACAUCAAGGUACCAAGAGAAGGAUUUCGCCUUGGACUUGCCUCGGAAGCUUCUGUUGGGGUUGACAUCGCUCUUUGCAUCAAUAGCGUCGAUGUUAGUGUCGUUUUGUGCUGGGCAUAUCUUUGUCCUCAAUAAGCAACUCAGAUACGUAGCAUAUCCUUUAUACGCAGCUUUGUGCUUUCCGAUUACCUUUUUCGCCUUUGCUCAACUGUCUCUCUACUUUGAUCUUAUGUUGGCCAUCUUUAAACGAGUGCCUCAGCGUAGCUAUGAAGUUCUACCCCACUAGCUAGGUCCACAGAAACCUUAUGUCAACAAUUAGUUUCAUUGUUUCAUCUUUGGAGUUUGUUAUAUGGUUGUUUGAAAUUGAUAUAAUUCGUUCUUCAUGACAUGAACAAGAUU